Exophiala xenobiotica is the source of this 702-nucleotide messenger RNA. RefSeq lists its product as uncharacterized. Gene Ontology annotation, molecular function: transcription coregulator activity. Bases 1 to 702 code for a protein of 233 amino acids. Gene Ontology annotation, cellular component: mediator complex; core mediator complex. The transcript has a single exon. The record is from RefSeq and is a predicted model, not a curated record. Gene Ontology annotation, biological process: regulation of transcription by RNA polymerase II. NCBI's taxonomy places the organism in Eukaryota, Fungi, Ascomycota, Eurotiomycetes, Chaetothyriales, Herpotrichiellaceae.
AUGGCGGAACAAGAAACACAAUUGCCUGAAGCCCCUUUCCCUGCACCACCACCUUUUUGGCGACAUUUCACAACAGCGAAUGAGGAAAAGCUGAAAGAGCUCGAGUCCAGCGCAGGAGGGCCGCCUGAAAAGUUACCCAUCCCACUCGCGUACCUGCGUCCACCACCUCCACCUCCUGACACCGCCGAGGUGUACACGACGUUCGGCCAGAACCAGGUCAUCGAUCCUACGAAGCCAUCCUCCCUGCCUAGAGACCAGCUUCUUUUCAACCCCGACGAUCCGAACCUCAAUCAUGCCGUCCUCCUGAGUCGAUUGACAAAAUCUCUGAUGCUCAAUUUCCUUGAGUUGACCGGCGUUCUGUCGCUCGAUCCUACACAAUACGAGGAGAAGAUGGGAGAUAUCAGGCAAUUGGUACUGAACAUACAUGUGGUGAUCAACAUGUAUAGACCCCACCAAGCUCGGGAAAGCGUCAAGGAGAUGCUCGAGGGGAUUUUGGAAGAUGGACAGAGGGAAAUCGAGGAAAGCGACAGGCUGAAGCAGAGGGUCGAAGACUUCCUGGGCGAUCUCGGGAAGAUGGAGUCACAUGCAGGAUCUGAAGGCCUGGCACAGAGGAACACAACCCCAGCCAACGGAGCAAAGAGCGACGCGAAGAUGGACGAACAGCGACGAAUGUGGCAGAUGAUUCAUGAUAUGGUCGAUUGA